This is a messenger RNA of Rhododendron vialii, 820 nucleotides long. RefSeq names its product protein S40-1-like. Bases 177 to 548 code for a protein of 123 amino acids. The transcript has a single exon. The record is from RefSeq and is a predicted model, not a curated record. NCBI's taxonomy places the organism in Eukaryota, Viridiplantae, Streptophyta, Magnoliopsida, Ericales, Ericaceae.
UAACGACACGAUUAAUCAAUAGUGUGCUCACUACGACUCCCCUCGCAAAACCAAAACCCAUUCCCCCACAAUCCAUCCAAUUCCUCCCUAUAAAUUCCCUUCCCCUUCCUUACUUUUUCCAAUUCCUCUGCUUCUCGAAUUCCCUGUUCAGCAAAAAGACACAUUAAAAAGUUCCCAUGGCAGAAGAGUUCCAGGAAUCCGAAGUCAUUUUCCAGGAAAAUGUAGUGAACGGAGGAGCCGACGUUGUCGAGUGCCGAAUUUCCAGGAAAGAAAACCCAAAGAGGAAAAAGAAGAAGAUGAGUUCGAUUCCGGUGGAUAUACCAGAGGCUUAUUCCGGGAAUCCUUGGGUACGGUGCGUUGAAUUGGAUUUCUUCGAAGACAACAAGGACGAGGAGUUGGUGCCGCCUCACGUGAUUGUGGGUCGGCGGAUUUUUGCCGGGAAAAUGGCGUUUUCGGUGUGCAGUGGAAACGGGAGGACAUUGAAGGGGAGGGAUUUGAGUCAAGUCCGGAAUUCAAUUCUCAGGAUGACUGGUUUCCUGGAAACGUGACCCUUCGGGUUUCCAAAAUUAGGUUUAAUUUAGACUAUACAAAUCAGACAAAUAAGAAAGUAAAGCGAAGGAAAUGAUUUUUUUUCCAUUGCUUAUGUGUGAAUGUCUUCACGAUUGAACUUGGAUUUAAAUUCUCAUUCAUUGUAAACAGAAAAUGAAGAUUCGGAGUUCGGAAAGAAGAAAAUAAAAAACAAUUUGUAUACUGGACGAUGUGAUCCUAUUUGUUGUUGUACUAGUAUAGUAAUAAUGGCACGUGCGAUGCGCGAUUAUGA